Messenger RNA from Marmota monax (woodchuck), 3707 nucleotides. RefSeq names its product upregulator of cell proliferation (gene Urgcp). NCBI's taxonomy places the organism in Eukaryota, Metazoa, Chordata, Mammalia, Rodentia, Sciuridae. The coding region runs from base 335 to 3004 and encodes 889 amino acids. The record is from RefSeq and is a predicted model, not a curated record. Gene Ontology annotation, molecular function: GTP binding. The transcript is spliced from 6 exons.
CUGUGGGGCGGUCGUCGCGCGUGGCUCGUCCGAGCGCGGUUGGGGGCCAGGUCCUGCUAGUCAAGUUAUUGUGGCCCCGAGUAGGGCUCUGCGGCUUUGACUUUGGUCGGCGAGGGCCUGGGGCACAGCGACGCGCCGAGCGCCGUACGCUAUGCUCUCUAUUCCCUCCUGGGCUCCUUCCUAGACUUUCGCAUAACUCCUGAGGGUAUUCUCCACCCUGAUAGAAGUGGAAUUACUGGUCAAAGGACAUUCUGAUUUGGGAGAGGUGGCCCCAGAAAUAAAACCAUCAGAGAGACGAACAGCUGUGGCAAUUGCAGAUUUGGAAUGGAGAGAAAUGGAAGGAGAUGACUGCGGGUUCCAUUAUGGAGAUGGUACGAAUGAGGCUCAGGACAAUGACUUCCCAGCAGUGGAGAGAAGCAGGCUUCAGGAAAUGCUAUCCCUGUUGGGACUGGAGACAUACCAGAUGCAGAAGCUCAGCCUCCAGGACUCUCUGCAGAUCAGUUUUGACAGUAUGAAAAACUGGGCUCCUCAGGUUCCCAAGGACCUGCCCUGGCAUUUCCUCAGAAAACUGCAGGCCCUCAAUGCUGAAGCCAGGAAUACCACCAUGGUGCUGGAUAUGCCUCCAGAUGCCCGGCCUGCAGAAAAGGAAAACCAGAUGGAGGAGGAGAUGAUCUACUGGGAUCCAGCUGAGGAUAUCGCUGCUGAUGACAUCUACUCUUUCUCUGAGUUGCCAACACCCGACACACCAGUGAACCCCCUGGACCUUCUCUGUGCCCUGCUGCUGUCCUCAGACAGUUUUCUGCAGCAGGAGAUUGUGCUCAAGAUGUCCCUCUGCCAGUUUGCACUCCCACUUGUGUUGCCUGACUCAGAAAACCACUAUCACACCUUUCUGCUGUGGGCCCUACGGGCCGUUGUACGGACGUGGUGGUCCCAGCCCCCUCGGGGCCUGGGCAGCCUAAGAGAGGACAGUGUGGUCCUAUCCAGGGCACCUACCUUUUCCUUCGUGCGCAUGGAUGUCAGCAGCAACUCUAAGUCCCAGCUGCUCAAUGCCAUCCUCAGCCCUGGCCGUAGGCAAUGGGACUGCUUCUGGCAUCGGGAUCUCAACUUGGGCACUAAUCCCCGGGAGAUUGCAGAUGGGUUAGUAGAGAUUUCUUGGUUUUUUCCCAGUGGCAGGGAUGACCUGGAUGUCUUCCCAGAGCCUGUGGCCUUUCUGAACCUGCGAGGUGACAUUGGGUCUCACUGGCUGCAGUUUAAACUUUUGACAGAAAUCUCCUCGGCUGUGUUUAUUCUGACAGACAACAUCAGUAAGAAGGAAUACAAACUAUUAUACUCUAUGAAGGAGUCAACCACAAAAUACUACUUCAUUCUGAGUCCCUACCGGGGGAAACGGAACACAAACCUCCGAUUCCUGAACAAGCUGAUCCCUGUGCUGAAGAUAGACCACUCACACGUCCUGGUGAAGGUCAGUAGCACUGACAGCGAGAGCUUUGUGAGGAGGAUCAGAGGGAUUGUGGGUAGUGUGGUACGGUCCCCCUGCAGGAGGGUGUCUGUGGAAGACAUGGCUCAUGCAGCCCGGAAGUUGGGCCUCAGAAUUGAUGAGGACUGUGAGGAGUGUCAGAAGGCAAAGGACCGAAUGGAGAGAAUCACCAGAAAGAUCAAGGACAUAGAUGGCUACAGGAGGGAUGAGCUGAGGCUGCAGGGAGACCCUGGAAGGAAAGCGGCCCAAGUGGAGAGGGAGUUCUGCCAGCUGCAGUGGGCCCCAGACCCACCUGAGAAGCACCGGGCUGAGCUGAGGCGUCGGUUUCUGGAGCUCCGGAUGCAGCAGAAUGGCCAGGAGCCUACCUCAGGGGUACAAGAGUUCAUUGCUGGGAUCAGCAGCCCCUCUCCGGGUGAGAGACAAUACUUCCUGAGGUGGAUGGAGUGGGGGCUGGCUCGGGUGGGCCAGCCACGGCUGAGACAGCCCCCAGAGACUCUUCUCACUCUGAGACCAAAACUCAGCGGGGCCUCAGACUUGAGUGAACCACUCUGGCCUGAGCCUCUUGGGGUAGAGCAUUUCCUGCGUGAGAUGGGGCAAUUCUAUGAGGCAGAGAGCUGCCUGGUGGAGGCAGGGAGGCUGCCAGCUGGCCAGAGGCGCUUUGCCCACUUCCCAGGCCUAGCUGUAGAGCUGCUGCUGCUGGGGCUGCCCCUGGAAUUGGUGGAUGGGGGAACCCUGAGCAUCCCUGUUCGCUGGGUCACAGGGCUCCUCAAGGAGCUGCACAUCCGCCUGGACAGGAGGUCUCGGCUGGUAGUUCUAUCUGCCCUGGGGAUACCAGGCACAGGGAAAUCCAUGCUUCUCAACACCAUGUUUGGCCUGCGAUUUGCUACUGGGAGGAUCUGCAGUCCCCGGGGGGCCUUCAUGCAGCUCAUCACAGUGGCUGAGGGCUUCAGCCAGGACCUGGGCUGUGACCACAUCCUUGUGAUAGACUCUGGGGGGCUGAUCAGUGGGGCUUUGACCUCAGCUGGGGACAGGUUUGAGCUGGAGGCUUCACUGGCCACUCUGCUAAUGGGGUUGAGUAAUGUUACUGUGGUCAGUUUAGCUGAAACGAGGGACAUUCCACCAGCUAUUCUGCAUGCAUUUCUGAGGUUGGAAAAAACAGGACACAUGCCCAGCUAUCAGUUUGUGUACCAGAACCUUCAUGACAUGCCUGUCCCCAGCCCCAAGCCAAGAGAGAGGAGGCAGCUCUUGGAACCACCCAGUGACCUGAACAGAGCUGCUGCCCAGAUGGAGAAGCAAGGUGGUGGCUUCCGGACACUGGCGGGCCUAGCCUUCUGCGACCCUGAGAGGCAGCAUGUCUGGCAUGUCCCAGGACUGUGGCAUGGAGCACCACCCAUGGCUGCUGUGAGCCUUGGGUAUAGUGAGGCCAUUUUUGAAUUGAAGAGAUGCCUGCUAGAAAACAUCAGAAAUGGCCUGUCCAACCAAAACAAAAACAUCCAGCAGCUCAUUGAGCUGGUGCGGCGGCUGUGAGUGUUCAGGUGUUGGGGCUGCUAUGGUGGCCUAUUCUGAUGGGGUCUAGCAGGCUGUGCCCAGGCACCUGAGAAGGAAGACCAGUAAAAGACGGGGGUAGGGGUCUCCUAACAGUGUUAAGAAAAGAGAUAACCUCACAGACCAGCUCAGAGAUGUCACUGGGGAAAUCAGAGGCCCUGGGUGGGAUGACACAAGCAUCCUGUCAAGGAUGAAUCCUGUCAAGGUUCCUGAGGGUUGGUCCUAUAGACAGCUAUUCCUUCAUUGGCCCCUGGAGUUCGGAACAGCUUCCUCAGUCACUGUAGGCCCCAGCAGGCAGGGACAUCCAGUUGAGGUUAGGAGUUGUCCUGAGGAAGCAUAGGGGAGGUCUUGCUUCCACCCAACCUAAGGGUUGUGGACCAGCAUUUGAGGUUUUGGUGAUGUGAUCCUGCCCAUGUGUGGAAGACACUGCCAUGGCACCAGAUAUGUGGACUGAUCUGUGAAGCCUUCCCUGACCCUUGCCCCCAGGAAGCGUUCAUCAGAAACCCUGUUGUGUCCCAGCACUUUUGUCAUACCUCUGCCUCAACAUUUCAUGGCGUAUUGUCACUCAUGUGUUUACUGUCUGCCCCCAGACUGUGAGCUCCUUGAGGGCAGGGACAGAACAUCCAGCUGUGUAUCCCCAGGGUCUGGCACACUGUAGGCACUUAAUAAAUGUUUGUCGAAUGAA